AUGCCUGUAUUAUCCAGACUACAAUCAGUGAAAGAUUUAGGUCUAUGCAUUAACUGUCUAUCACAUACAUAUAUUAUCAAAGACUGCAAGUCAAAUGGUUGCAAAACUUGCAGCAAAAAACACAACACACUUUUACACCUUCAAAAGGACCACUCCAACAGCAAAAAUUUAAAUUUUGAGUCAAGAAAAGUAAACGGUCAUCCUGCAGCCUUAACGUCUAAUGUUACUGACAAACACAUUCUCCUCUCAACAGCAGUAGUAGAUAUAGAGAAUAAUAAUGGCGGGACAACAGCGUGCAGAGUGUUGUUGGAUUCGGCUUCACAGUCGAAUUUCAUUACAGAAAGGAUGGUGAGAGCAUUAAAUUUGCAAAAGGUACGCUCAAACAUCCAAAUCACUGGCAUCGGAAAUAGGCAGGCCUCCAUCUCACACGUUGUCUAUUGCACCAUCCACUCACAACAUAGUGCUUACAAAACUACAUUAAGCUGUCUCAUUUUACCUAAAAUAACUAACGAUUUGCCCCACACUCAGAUUGACACAAGCAAUUGGAAUCUGCCAUCAACAAUGACUCUAGCAGAUUUUAAUUUUAACUCACCAGGGCCAAUAGACAUGCUCAUAGGAGCAGAGCUCUUUUUUAGUUUAUUGUGUGUUGGACAGGUGAGACCACACAGAUCGGCGCCAAUUUUCCAAAAGACAUCAUUAGGUUGGGUCGCCUCUGGUAGGGUGGCUACUAGGAAACAACAACCAACCUUGACAUGCAAUUUAUCUAUAGAUGAUCAAGUAACAAGGCAUGUGCAACGUUUCUGGGAAAUUGAAGAUUGUGACGUUCACACAUCCCCAGCCAGUCAAACUACCACGUUUGAACGGAUGCACACAGAAACAACGUACAGGGAUUCUACAGGCAAAUAUGUAGUUAACUUGCCAUGUAGUGAUGACAUAAAUAGUCUAGGUGAGUCCAAGAAAACAGCUGAAUCUCGAUUUAGUCAAUUGGAAAGAAAAUUAGAAAGAGAUCCUAAUCUACAUGCAGCAUAUUCACAAUUCAUGAAUGAAUAUGAAGCACUAGGGCAUAUGGAAGCGGUGGAACCCAACGUGAAGCCAGUUGGUCCAGUAUAUUACAUUCCGCAUCUACCUGUCGUUAGAGAAGACAGUUCAACAACGAAGCUCAGAGUUGUAUUUGAUGCUUCGGCCAAAACGAGCAGUGGUCGAUCAUUAAAUGACUGUCUUUUAGUUGGUCCUACCAUUCAGCAAGAUGUCUUCUCAAUCUUAGCAAGAUUUCGAUAUCAUACCUUCGUAUUAAGUGCAGAUAUAGAGAAAAUGUACCGCCAGGUAUACAUUAAUGAGAAACAACUGGACUUACAGCGCAUACUAUGGAGACAAGGUAGAGAUCAACCUCUAAAAGUCUAUAGGUUAAAAACUGUCACCUAUGGUACAGCAGCAGCACCCUUCUUAGCAAUCAGGACCCUCCAUCAACUGGCCACAGAUGAACGAUCAACAUAUCCUAUAGCCUCAUCUAUAGCGCUAUCAGAUUUCUAUGUAGAUGAUCUUAUGACAGGUGCAAAAACACUCGAGGACGCUAAAGUCAUUCAAACACAAAUGUCGCAAAUGCUUAACUCAGGAGGAUUUAAUUUAAGAAAAUGGAAUUCAAAUUCGAAGGAAUUGUUGGAAACAAUCCCAGAUAAAAACAGAGCAGAACAGGAACAUUACAUGAGAGAAGAUUAUAAUAGGCUCAGGGAAGGAAAGAAGAUUAGGAAAGACAGUCCAUUGUGGAAUCUUCAGUCUUUUUUUGGUCCCGAGAAACUCAUUAGAGUAGGCGGGAGAUUAAAACAUGCAAAAAUCAAAAUAGAUCAAAAACAUCCCAUUGUUUUACCAUACAAGUCACAUCUAACAGAACUUAUUUUUCGUCAUGAGCACAUCAGACUUCUGCAUGCGGCACCUCAACUGCUGCUUGCAUCGUUGCGGCAACGAUAUUGGCCCCUUAAUGGACGAAAUUUAGCAAGACGUACCACACACAGUUGCGUCAAGUGUUUUAAGGCUAAUCCAAAAACAACGCAACCUCAGAUGGGUGACUUACCAUCAGAUCGAGUACGCCCAUGUCGACCUUUCAGUAAUACUGGCACUGAUAUCAGCGGCCCAGUAUUUAUUAAAGCCUCAAAAAGACGAAACAGUCCUACAUCGAAGGGAUACAUAGUGAUAUUUGUAUGUCUUGCAACCAAAGCUGUACAUUUAGAAGUAGUAACAGACAUGACCAGUGAAGCAUUUAUAGCAGCAUUCAAGAGAUUUAUUUCACGACGAGGAAUUGUUACAAACAUGUACUCGGACAAUGGCACCAAUUUCGUAGGCGCAGAGAGAGAGCUUCGAGAGCUUCAAGAUCUGUUUACAAACGAAGAACAUCAGAGAAGAAUCGUCGAAGAAUCAACCGCUCACCUCAUUAAGUGGCACUUCAUUCCACCCUGA
Molecule: messenger RNA, 2451 nt
Organism: Homalodisca vitripennis (glassy-winged sharpshooter)
Lineage: Eukaryota; Metazoa; Arthropoda; Insecta; Hemiptera; Cicadellidae
Exons: 1
Coding region: 1-2451 (816 amino acids)
Biological process (GO): DNA integration
Molecular function (GO): nucleic acid binding
Source: RefSeq, a predicted model, not a curated record